Dermacentor andersoni is the source of this 1496-nucleotide messenger RNA. RefSeq lists its product as uncharacterized. Gene Ontology annotation, cellular component: Golgi-associated vesicle membrane; lumenal side of endoplasmic reticulum membrane; lysosomal membrane. Gene Ontology annotation, molecular function: aspartic endopeptidase activity, intramembrane cleaving. Gene Ontology annotation, biological process: membrane protein proteolysis. The record is from RefSeq and is a predicted model, not a curated record. Lineage: Eukaryota; Metazoa; Arthropoda; Arachnida; Ixodida; Ixodidae.
UGGCGUUCUGAAAUCAUUUUCCCCCACUAUUUCAAUCUCGGGUUGUUUUCCAUGUUUCACUGCCUCCCGCAGGUAUGCUGAUAUCCUACUGCCACACAUUCGACCUAUUCGCGCUGGGCAGAAGAUUUUACUUCUAUAUUGGUUGUUUUUCUUACGGCAUGGGCAUGGUGACCACGUUCCUGGCGCUGGAACUGAUGCACAACGCUCAGCCGGCGCUGCUCUACCUGGUGCCCUUCACUAUCAUUCCGACGGUGACCACGGCCUGGUACAAGGGUCACCUCUUCGCGAUCUGGAACGGAGUCAAGUUGGGCGAGAACGGUCGCAAAGACGAGGGCAACAGCGAUACGAAGAUACGGGCACCGCAAACCAAUCAAGGCGGACGCGAAGCCAAGGGCGGAAAUUCAGCUGCUAACUUCACUUCGGACAACGCUGAGGGUGCGGCCGACAUGGGCACCAAGGGGCGGCAGAGACAUAGACCGAAGAGCAAGAAUCCAGAGGAUCAAGGGGACGAACCGGGCUCCUCCAAGGACAGCAACCUGCCGCUUCACGAGGGCAGCUCGAUCAUUGGCGGCGACGGCCACGGAGCCGCCGAUGACGAGGAGAUCGCGGCGUCCCCACACGGGGUCGCGAGUCCGAACUUCGCUGUUGGCACGGGCGAAGCCGAGCGCGUGCGAGCCGGGAUGCAUGCGCCCUGCGUCGCCGUCUUCGCCUCCGACGAGUGCCCGGCCACAGACGUGGUGCCGGCUUCGCACAAACGCGUCCCGCUGCACCUGGGCUACUACAGCACGUGGGAGGAUCGCCUCUCUCGCUUCGUGCUCAGCAACCAGAGGAAGAACGGGCUGCGUCGAGACGCCGCGAACGCGCACGCAACCAGCCCGUCAACCGCGUAGACCAGCACAGAGGGCUUUCCACACGGGUGGUUUAGUAGUGUACGACAAAUUCGAAAAAAAAAAAGCUAUCUGUUCAUCGUGACCAGUUUACGUAUCAGCAGAGAAAGAGAAUGCCUUAGAAAAAUUAUUGCACGCCGAAACGGCUCAAACACGCGUGAAGUACUCCGAAAUCUAUGACGUAACAAUGGCGUAUAGAUGACUCAGUUUGCACGCGAAAUUCAAAAUGGAAACGAAAUACAACCAGCAGGGAAUCCGAGUAAGAGAGGAGUAGCGUACCGCUUUCAUUGAGCAUACUUACGCUGCAUUCUGAGUGGUAUUGACAGUGCACUGGAAUUCUCUUCGGUCGUUUCUUUUUUUUUUCUGUGUGUGUGUGUGUCUGACAAAUGAUUCGAUGACCUAGAAUACAAAACAUUUAAGAAACGUUGGGAGGUAGCUGCACUCAGAGUCGCCAUUUAGCAGUUACAGAAAGGCAUCGUGCUAUUGAUGCCUCAUUUUGGAUUACUUGUUUUGCGUAUUGGACGGCUUCCUAAAUAUGUAUUGUAUUUAAGUGUAUGUUUGAGUUCUGUACUCACUGAAUUAACUAUAAGCCGGUAUUUUGAUCUUAUA